This is a messenger RNA of Racocetra persica, 963 nucleotides long. NCBI's taxonomy places the organism in Eukaryota, Fungi, Glomeromycota, Glomeromycetes, Diversisporales, Gigasporaceae. The record is from the annotation of a GenBank genome assembly.
UUAGCGGAGUUAUGGAAUGUAACCGAAGAUGAUGUACCUGAGUUGUUGAAUACUGAGAGCUACUUACGCAGUGUAGACAAACAUUUUUUAAAGCCAUUGCUAGAUAAUAAUGAAGGAAUUUUUGGAGGAUCUUAUAUAGAUGUAAAAAAAGAUAAAAUAAUUAUCAGAACUUUAAAUUUAACCGGAAGGAAUAUUAUAUUAAGUUCACCUCAGAUACGACCGUAUAGAAGGCUAUUAAAAUUUAAACUAGCAAGAUAUUCUUUAGCAUACUUAAAAACCAUGUUAACGAAAAUAAUUGAUGAAGGACGAAAGUAUAAACCACGUGGCAUAACUACAUACAUUGAAAGAGAACUUAAUAAAGUUAUCGUAUGGACAGAUUAUAAGGCCGAUGAACAUAACCAAGCGUUUUUAAACGCUAUCCAAUCAUAUAAUGCAACUAUACGCUAUUACGGAAAUUCGACACGACUUCCUAGAAAACGAUCUCCAAAUUUAACCGACACUAAGCGCAUUAUAACGCGUCAAAUAAUGAAUGGUGAUGGUAUAAUUAAUAAUUCUACUAGAGGGAUAUGUACAUCUGGCUUUUGGGUGAUAGAUCUAAAUGGCAACGAUUAUGUAGUAACUGCUGGACAUUGUGGACCUCUAACUCCUGGUGAGAUUUAUUUUACGUUAUCGCGGAACUCGUCUGAACCCAAGGAUGAAAUUGGACCAAUGGUACAUAAUGAUUUACAUGGAACUGAUUUUGGCUUAAUCCAAAAUUUGAUCGCUUCAACUAUGCAUUCCAUUCGUGGUGAUAGUGGUUCACCCGUAUUUUAUUCACAAAAAACACCUUUUAUGAGUCUACAAGGCAUACACGUAAUGGCUGACUAUAGUGAAAAAUGGGGAAAUAUUGCUCUUACUAUAAAAACAAAAGAUAUUUUUGAAAAAUCCGAAAUACCAAUUUUUUUGGGUGAUCAUUAUAUAUAA